CAGCGGGCGGCCAUGCGCUUCUGAGCCGCGCAGGAUGUUCGGGCUGGAGCAGUUCGAGCCGCAGAUGAGCAGCCGGAGCGGCGGGCAGGGGGAGCGCGGCUUCGGGCAGCCCGGACUGAGCAUGAGCGCGCACUUCAAGGCGCCGGCCUUCCCCGGCGGCGGUCCGGCGGCCGCGGUGGACCCGGCCCUGGGCGCGCUGGGCGAGCCGCCCCUCCUCGGCAUGAACAUGAGCCUGCCCGGCGACGGCUACGGCUUUCCGGGCCGCGGCCCCGCGGAGCUGCACGGCGCCGGCAUGCAGCCGCCCGUGCACGGCUUUUUCGGCGGGCAGCAGCCGCACGGCGGCCACGGCGGCGCGCACCACCCGCACCAGCACCAGCACCAACACCAGCACCAGCCGCACUUCGGCGGCAACUUCGGGCCCGACCCCGGCGCUUCUUGCGUGCACGGCGGCCGCCUCCUGGGCUACAACGGCGCGCUGGGCGGGCAGACGGCGUUCGCCGACGGCUACGAGCACAUGGCCGAGAGCCAGGGCGCCGAGGGCUUCGGACAGCAGCGGGCCGGGAACCUGCCCGAUUUCCAGCAGCACAGCGCCGGCGCCUCCGGACACGCCGUGCCGGCGCCCUGUCUGCCCCUCGACCAGUCCCCCAACCGCGCCGCCUCCUUCCACGGGCUGCCGGCGGCCGGCUCGUCCGAGCCCCACGGCCUGGAGCAGCGGCGGCUCCCCGCGCAGGACUCGCUGGAAUACAAUUACCCCGGCGACGGCCCCGCCGCGCACUUCGAGCUGCCCGUCUUCUCGCCGUCGGAGCCCGAGGGGCAGCUGCCGCACUACGGCGGCGGGCGGCAGGUGCCGGCGGGCGGCGGCUUCGCGGGGACGGCGCUGCCCCGGGCGCCGGGUAUGGCCGUGGCCAAGGCGCAGCCCCCUCCGCCGCCGCCGCCGCAGCAGCAGCAGCACGGCGUUUUCUUUGAGCGCUUCGGGGGAGCGCGGAAGAUGCCCGCCAGCCUGGAGCCGGUGGCCAGCACCAGGCACCCGCUGAUGCAGCAGCAGCAGCCGCAGCAGCCGCCGGGCUUGCUGGCCAGACAGAACUCCUGCCCGCCGGCCAUCCCUAGGCAACAGCAAACAGAAGCCAACGCUCCCAACCCCAACUUGCAGGACAAUGGGCCGAUAAUGCAGAACCAGCACGCACAGUUUGAAUACCCUAUUCACAGACUGGAGAACAGGAAUAUGCAUCCCUACGCCGACCCCGUGUUUAAUAUGCAGCACCCUCCUCCGCAACAGCCACCAAAUCAAAGACUGCAGCACUUCGAUGCCCCCUACGUGAGCGUCGCCAAGCGGCCGCGCUUCGACUUCCCCGGCAACCCCGGCGUCGAGCGCUGCGCCUCCUGGGCCGGCGGCAUGCACGGCCCGGCCAUGGAGAGCCACCUCUCCCCGACGUCUUACCCGGGGCUGCCGGGCGAUUUCACCCCGCCGGCUCCCGACGCCUUCGUAGGGCCGCUGCCGCACGGCGGCCCCGAGCACCCGGCGCUGGCGCAGCGCCAGAACGCGGCCCUGGUGAUGAAGCAGAUGGCCUCGCGCAGCCAGCAGCGCCUGCGGCCGCCCAGCCUGCAGCAGCUGGGGCACCACGGCGAGGUGGGUCCCGCCGGCUCCCUGCCGCCGCCCGGCUUCGAGCGCGAGGCCGCCGCCGCCCGCGGCUUCGACGCUCCGGCGCCGCACCUGGCGCCCGACGGCACGUGGUUCGCGGGGCCGCCGCCGCCGCCCGGGGAGCUGCUGCCUCGGCGCAUGGCGGGGCCGGGGCUGCCGGCCGAGCCGGCCCCCCACGAGCUGGGCCUGCAGCCGGGCGGCGCAGCCGUGCUCUUCCGGCCGGGCGCCGGCGCGCUGGGGCUGCAGGAGCCGCUGCGGAUGGCGGGCGAAGGCCCGGCGCAGGCCCUGCCCUCGCCCGGCGUCCACCCGCCCUUCGCGCCCGCCGUGGGCGGCCUCUCGCAGCUGCAGUCCCCCGGCGGCGGCGUGGCCCUUCCCAGCGCUCCGGCCGAGCGUCGCGGCCCCGCCGACUUCGCGGCCCAGCCCGGCUUCCCCUUCGGGGCGGCGGCGCGGCAGCCCCCGGCGCACGGCAGCGCGCCCGCCCUCAGCGCCUCGCCCGGCGCCUACCCACCGCCCCCGCCCGAGUUCCCCCCGCCGCCGCCGCCACCGCGGCCCGCGGCCAGCAAGCUGGGCGCGCUGUCGCUGGGCUCCUUCAGCAAGCCGGCCGGCAAGGACAACGUGUUCGGCCAGAGCUGCCUGGCCGCCCUCUCCACCGCCUGCCAGAACAUGAUCGCCAGUCUGGGCGCCCCCAACCUCAACGUCACCUUCAACAAGAAGAGCCCGGCCGAGGCCAAGCGCAAGCUGAGCCAGGCCGAGCCCGACCCGCCGCCGCCCGCCGCCCCGGACUACUUCCCGGCGGGGCCGACGGCGGGCGGGGGCGCGGGCAAGGCCGCCCCGCUGCUGCCCGCCGAGAGCAGCCUCUCGCCCGGCUUCGCGCUGGAGCCGCCGGCCGGCGGCGAGGGGAAGGCGGGCGGCGGGCGGGGGCGGGGCCGCCGGAAACGGGACAGCGGGCACGUCAGCCCCGGCACCUUCUUCGAGAAGUUCUCGGCCGCGGAGGGCGGCGGGGCGGGCGUCAGCCCGGGGCAACCGGCGCCUCCGGCCGCGGGGGGGGCCGCCGGGGGCGCGGGCGCGGAGCGCGGCGGGGGCACGCCCCACGAUAAGCCCCUGACCUCGCCCUCCUGGGGCAAGGGCGGCGAGCUGCUGCUGGGGGAGCAGCCCGACCUCAUGUCCUCGCUGGACAGCGGCAUCCAGAGCGUGACCAAGUCGGACGGCGGCUCCCCGCACGUGGACUUCGCCGACGAGGUCAGCACCAGCUACGGCAACGAAGACGAGGUGUCCUCCAGCUCCGACAACGCCGGCCCCAAACCCACGCGCAGCCCGCUGCUGGGCGGCUCGCCCAAGCUGCCCCGCGGGGAGCACGCGCUGCUCAACGGACAGAAGCCCCUGGCCCUCGGCCUCCUCAAUACAUCUACCUCGACCCCCGACAGCUACGGGCUCAGCAGCACGGCGGGCGCGCACCCUGGCACGCCGGGCAUGGAGCAGGUGCGGACCCCCACCAGCACCUCGGCCCAGGACGAGAUCCACCCUCUGGAGAUCCUGCAGGCGCAGAUCCAGCUCCAGCGGCAGCAGUUCAGCAUCUCGGAAGACCAACCCUUGGGGUUGAAGAGCAAAAAGGGGGAGUGUGCGGGGCAGAAUGGGGACAGUGACCUGGGCGGGUGUUGUUCAGAGGGUGUCAAGAACGCUAUGAGCACCAUUGACCUGGACUCCCUGAUGGCGGAGCACAACUCCACCUGGUACCUGCCCGGUGAGAAGGCCCUGAUGGAGGGGCAGGAGGAAGACAAGCCCAUGGCGCCGUGGGAGAAGCCCAAGCCCCAGAAUCCCAGCAAAGAAGCCCACGACCUUCCCCCGAGCAAGACGUCGGCCGCGGCGCAGACUGGCAGCCACUUGCAGUGCCUCUCGGUGCACUGCACGGACGACGUGGGCGAGGCGAAGGGCCGGACUGCGGUGCCGACAUGGAGGUCCCUGCACUCGGACAUCUCCAACAGAUUUGGGACUUUUGUGGCCGCCCUGACUUGAACAAAAGAAAUUAUUUUUUUUCUCUUUUUAAUUUCAAAGGGCCGCUACUGCUAGGUGGACUAUUUUUCUAGGUUGGUACCUGCUUAGUGGCAUAUGGACUGGAAAGGGUUAAUUUAAAGUAAACCUCAACUUUUUUUUAAUCUUCUGCCACAGUAUGUUACCAGUGUUAACCCUUCUGCAGUUAGCACACUUUUGCUUAAGAUUUUCCUGCUAGACCACGUUUUCCCAUUAUUCUGUAAUCUUGGCAUACAUUUAUAGAUGAAGCCUUUUCCUUUUUCAUCUCAGCGUAUGUCCAAGUCACGUAUGUCAUAAUAAGACAAAGAUGCUACUUCUCCUCCUCCUUUUCUUCAUUGCUUUUUUUUUUUCUUUUGUUUUGCUUUGCUCAAUGCUUAUUACGAUGGUUAAUCCUGAAGAACAGCAGUUCAGGAAUAAAUGCCGGUUAAAUGAAAUUGUCAUCAUUAUGUUAUGUAUUGACACCCAGCUUUUGCCAGUCACAUCCAAACCAAACGAUUAAUGCUCUUUUGAACAUUCAGGCAGCGAUCCUUUUCCUCAGAAAAUGAAGGUUUGUUAUGAAUAAUGCUCAGCCUGCGCCUCCCUCCCUCAUUUGCUCCCCAUCUCUCUGUGAGGUGAGGACAGGGGUUUGUUUGUUUGCCUUUGUGAAACACAGAUACGGAGCUCUGUCAUGACUGGGCUGGUUCAGGCAUGGCCUGGGAAGGCACACAGAUGAUUCCCUAAAUAGCUCUAACAGGAAGUUUACCUAAUAACGAAUAAUUGUUAUCUCCUCCACCAAACACCCAGGUUGCAGCAGCAUUUUCUUCCUCUGCCUCUCACUUUGAGGAGCAAGGGGUGCACAUGUUCCCAGGCAUGUUGUGUUCCUGUGGUGUUCCCAGAGCUGUCAUUUUAUUUUAUAACUGCUGGAGUAAAAAACAAUCCCCAAAGGCACUGAGCCCCUUCUGCAUUGCUCGUAGCCUGCAGAGCAGUGUCCUGGCCCAACAACUGUGCUCUGCUAUGGGGCUGGGUUACUGCAGUGCCCUCUGCUAGGUUGGGUCUGGGCCCAGCAUCCAGCUGGAGUUCCCAAAGCCACUGUGAAGCCGCACGGCAGCACAGCUCCCAUUUUUCCCCAUUAUAGCUGAAGGAAGAUGCUGUUGAUCAGAGGUGUGAUGCUCUUGUCUGUAGGAACCACCCUAGCUCUGGUGGCAGUGUGGUCACAGUAAGUGGAUGAUUGGAGACAGCCUGCACCAAGGGCCAUGUGCCCAAGGUCAGCACUUCCUGAUCGGCCAGGACCGGGACACCCCAGGUUAGACCCUUCCAAACUUAGGCUGGGCUCCAUUUUUGCCAUGCAUGUGAAGAACGCUGUUAUUAGAUGAACACAAUAAAAGGAAAACCACGCUUUCCUGGUCUCGGUAGAUAAUGCUCAUUGGAGAAGAAAGCUGGAAGCAAACCAGAUAAAAACACAAAUGACACGAUGAUCUGACACUCCUGUGGCUUUACGUAAUGCUGUCUAUUAUUUGCAUAUCCUCUGUUUACAGGGAGUGUGAGCAGUCCCACCCUUGCUCAGGCCAGCCUGGCUUCCUCUGCUCCCCAAAGCUCGGUAGCAUCGCUGGGGAGUUACGUUUUUGCUAUGAAAUAAGAGUCAGCCUCUCUAGAGUUGUUCAUUACUUCUCUCAUGAACUCACAAAACGUGUCCCUUCUCGAGGGAUGGAAUUUGAAGACUGCUUUGUAUUUUUAGAUGAUUGUGCCGGGCCUUUAAUUAUUUUGAAGUCUGGCUCUCAGUAGACAUCAGUGGGGAGGGAAUUCUGCCUACAAUGCUAAUGGCCACAGCACUGUCUGAAAUUCUCACUCUUGAUCAUUUAUGGCUUCAGAAUGAUUCACAGUGUUUUGGAAGGCAGGAUUUCUUGUUAUUUGAAUGUGCUCUUAUUAACCAUGCAUGGAUUGAUUUCCCAUUAUGGCUGUGGUCAGUGACUUGACUUUGGGAAAAAUGGAGGGUUUGGGGCCUUGAUUUUUAAUAUUACUUUACUUUUCAUUGAAGCUGGAGCUGUCACUAGGGUGGGGAUUUUUGCCUAUGCUGAAGCAAUUCACUGGAACCACCUCACACACUUGGUUUGGAAGCAAAACAUGCCACGUUUUGUACCUUUUUAGGUGUGUGCUACUGAAAGUUUGGAGCUUUUCCCUGGACCUGCAAUAAAAUGUCUCCAGGUUGAAUAACAAUUAUCGUUGGCCACUCUGGAAGACCUUUCUUUGCCUGUGAUUUGUUAAGUCCCAGUUCACUAAAAUACGUGUUCAACUUUAAAUGCAGUCUAGCAAAUCACUUAAGGAUAUGCUGAACUGAGUGGGACUUCUGUAUCCAGUGAAGCGUGGAAGAGUGUUUCGGUGGAUUAGGGCCUCAGUUCUCAUCUUUUCAUUUCAGCUUAUACUUGUUCAAGCUAGGUGUGUCUUGGAGUAAACCCAGCAAAGCACAUGCCUGGACAUAUGAUACUGUCUUUCAGCACUUACAGCUAAAAAUUUAGGAAGAGUUCAUGGUCUGAUGGCAUUCCUGUACCAUCGCUCAGGCCUGAUGGCUUGCUUCUUUGUUUUUAGUUUUUCCUGCUGCAUUCAGGAGAACAGGUUUUUCAGGCUUCCUCAGGUCAGGGAUGCACACCCUGUGCUACCAGGAAGAGACCUUUCGAUGAAUGCUGGAUCAAACGCUUCAAAUCUCUUUUAAAGAGAAAUCCUCCUGUAAGUAGAAAUGCAUUGAUUCCAUUGGUCUUCAGCAUCCUUCCUUUCUGGUUUGCUCUCUGCAGCUCUGUUUCUAUCCUGGAGUUGUUCUCAUUCCUUGAGGACUUAUUUUUCCACUUGGUUAUAGGAGUACAAAUUGGAAACAAGCCCAUAAAAACAGCAGAAUUCUGAGGGUUUUAAAUCAUAAGAGAUGAAGAGAGGAUGGGGUCUCUGCACUGGGGCCGUUCUGUCAGCUGUGCAGUGGGAGCAGUGGGCAGAUAGGAUUUGCAGGUAGCGAGGCUUUAGAAAGAGUGGUCAGCCUUCCUGUGGGCCUUACUGUCCGUAUUGCUUUACUAAAGAAUACAGUUAAGUGCAGUCCUGCUGCUGACCUUCUGUACAUUCAAUCUCGCUACACUCGAGUGACAAUAGCGACUGAGCAAAAGGACGAGGUGGCAGCUCUAUACUGGGGCAGGUGGCAGCAAUGCCAGUGCUGGUGUGCAUUUCUAUGGUUUUCUUUUUGCCAAAGAUCAGAACAGAAUCGGUACAUAUGCUGGCCAAGACAAGGAUAAUUUCAUGCCCACAGCCUGGUGUGUUUGGUACAGACAGCACGUGCCAGAGCUUUGACACAAAGCUUGCUUUGCCUGUGGUAAUUUUACUGUUCUCAUUUUCUCCAUUAAUUUAACACUGAAUGCACUCUCUUUUUUUUAAAACAUAUAGAAAAUAUCACCAUAGCUAAAAUAAUGGCCUCUUAUUUAAGAGGGCUGCUCUGAAAGUAAUGCCUCCAGUGUUAUGAUGUUGGCCUGUGCCAUCAGAGGUGGAAGUUGGUACGGCAGCAGAGGUUGGACCUUCCACAAACAUCCCGUUAAUUCUGCUGCUGUGUGACAGAUGGCAGCAGAGGGGCAGGCUGACAAAUGACGUCUGACAUGGAAGUGCAUAUGAAGAAAAGCUGUGGAAUGGAAUUCCUCCAUGUGGAAAAAAUGGCCCCCACUGACACUCAUUGACGCUUGCUGAACGUUUAUGGAGACCCAGCAGUGGAUAUGAGCACAGUGGGUGGUGAGUUUCGGCACAGCAGCAAUGGGUCACUCCUGCUGGCAAUGAGAUGUUGAUGAGCGUGGCAUGCAGAUUCUUGUUCGUCACUGGCAAAUAUGCACUGCUAAUGGUGGUGCCCCUGUCGAAAAAAUAGUAUCUUGAAGUUGAGAAUUUGCUCCAUCAGAUAGUGCAUCUGUCUCUUUGUAUCUGUUGUAGUUUCCAUGGGAAUAAGUAGGAGGCAUUACUUUCAGAGCAGCCUUUGUAUUCUGAAAAACCUUUUCUGCCUUGCCCAGCAUCUUCACUUCUCACACAGCCCCAUGCUGUAGGAGCUGCUUGAGUUGGGAGGUUGGCAGCUGCCCAUCAUCUGGUUCUUGGCCUUGGAGGCUCCAUUUCCUCCUGGCCCCGUCUGCUGGUCCUUCUUGGUGUAUGUUAAAAGAAAAUCUGUACUUUAACUUAAAGCGUGGUAGCAAACUGAGAAAUAGAUGUUUUGCAUUUUAACUGGGAGGAGUGAUGUCUUUUGGCCAAGAAAAAAGGAUGGAAUAGGCUCUAUUUAUGAAACACUCCUGAGAAUUUUCUCCAGGGUUUUUUUUUCAUGGGGUUCAUAAGUUCUCUGCUGUUCUGGUUCAGCUGUUAGAGCCUCAGUGAGGGAGGGCCUCGGCUCAUUUUUAUUUAGUUACAGGGAACUUCAUCAAAAAGGUAAGGUGUGUUUGGGUGGGAAGAAAUGAGCAUCGAAGCCAUCAGGUCCGUUUUGAGGACCCUUUCUUGGAUACUGCUUUCAGGCAUCGUCAACCUGAGGCUGGUUGGCCCUUCCAGUGCAGGAGAUCAGUCCCACAGCUUCCAGGCACCACCAGCAAGGCCAAAUGUUGGCAUGUCCCUUAAAGAAGGACAUGCCACCCUACAGGUCACAUAGGACAGGGCUCCUACAGGUCAUGGGAGGCUGAAACGUGGUGCGUUGGCUCUGCUGUUGGGAAGGAGAGAGGAGGUGGGAGGCAGGUGGGGAAAGCAGACAAAAAGCCCCAGAAAGAAUGGGUACAUCUGGAGUAUUUUUUUGAAGCUGCAGUGUGAGGUUGUCUCAAAUGCUGGAUUCACAGCUGUUCGAUGGAUGGUGUAUAAGAGCAUAACCCAUUUUUAUAGGAUUGUUUCUCCUUUAUUGCUUAAGGCUAAUGGAGGAAAUAGUCUAAUUUUGUCUUAGAAAUUCUCUAUUAAAAUUGUUGGUUUGAGUCCAUCCCACUCAUAGAUUCUGACUGAUGAAACUGCAGGCUGUGAUUUCCGGCAGUUAUAACUUUAUCACUAUUCACUACCCAAGAAUAUUACAGCUUUAAAACAGCCUUAAGCAAAAGGAUGUGAUUUCUUUAAACCGAAUUUGGUUCAUGGAAAAGAAAAAAAUAAAUAAAUAAAAAUCAAAACACUGGUAAUCCGUACUGCAUAGCAAACUCUUCUGAAAGAUGUUAUUGCACAUGUAAAAUAUGGAAACUUGACUCUGCUGUGUGUUAGGCAAUCCUGUACUCUUUUUUUUCUUCUUUUUUUUUGUUUUUUGUUUUUUGUUUUGGGAUUCUUGUUAAAUUCAUUUCUUAAAUGCUUGGUUGGAAGACUGUGACAAUAGCUCAUGAAACUGAGUGUUAUUUUUUCCUUUUUUUUUAAAUAUGUAAAGUGCAGUCUUCUGUAUUCAUGCAUAUUGUACAUAACUGUAUAUGUUUUACUGAGCAACUAAAUAACAAUAAAUAUGAUGUUAAUGGUGGCUAUUGUAUA
Messenger RNA from Lagopus leucura (white-tailed ptarmigan), 9124 nucleotides. It is a transcript of the gene MN1, whose product is annotated as MN1 proto-oncogene, transcriptional regulator. NCBI's taxonomy places the organism in Eukaryota, Metazoa, Chordata, Aves, Galliformes, Phasianidae. Gene Ontology annotation, biological process: regulation of DNA-templated transcription. The record is from RefSeq and is a predicted model, not a curated record.